Rhincodon typus (whale shark) is the source of this 3912-nucleotide messenger RNA. RefSeq names its product F-box only protein 6-like. The transcript is spliced from 7 exons. Gene Ontology annotation, cellular component: cytoplasm; SCF ubiquitin ligase complex. The record is from RefSeq and is a predicted model, not a curated record. Gene Ontology annotation, molecular function: protein binding; ubiquitin protein ligase activity. Lineage: Eukaryota; Metazoa; Chordata; Chondrichthyes; Orectolobiformes; Rhincodontidae. Bases 472 to 1587 code for a protein of 371 amino acids. Gene Ontology annotation, biological process: glycoprotein catabolic process; SCF-dependent proteasomal ubiquitin-dependent protein catabolic process.
AAGGGAGAUGGAGAGAGACAGGCAUUGUGGUGUUGUGUGGGAUUGACCCUGUGAUGUGUGUUUGGCAGAGGAUGACCCUAAGGUAGUUGGGGAGACCAUGAGGGGGAGAGAGAGACAAUCCUGGGGAGUACAAGGGUGAGGUGUAAGAAGGAGAGAGAAACCUUGGGUGAGGAGGAGUUGGGGAUGGUGAGAGAUGGUAAACCAGAUCCUGGGGUACAGGAAGUUUGCCUGACCACUCGCAUUUGUAGAAUAUGUAUAGGUCCCAAAAGACUUUACAGCCUACAGUGUUCAGGGGAAAUCGCCCAACCUUGGAAAUAUUUAUUAUGUGGAGGUUGGCUGCUGGAUUGAGCUACAUCUAAAACCCACAGGACAGAAUCAGUCAGGAAUUUCCAAAUUUGAGUGGAUAUGUUUUGAUGCUAGUAAUGAUGGAUAAAGAAGUUUGUCUGAUAGUUCAGUGAAUAAUAGAGAGCUAUGCAGAUGAAGGAGAUCAGGGCAGUGGUGAUGGUGUUCCAGUUAGCCUCAGUACUGACUCUGUGUCCAAGGAAUGCUCCAGAGAGGCGGUUCUUCGCUGUUCAGCAAUCUCUGUUACCUGUUGUGGCAGGGAUUAGGGUGCAUUCCACGAGACUCCAUGGGUUUAAAUGGAAAGGGAAGCUGUUCAGUGACAUCAUUGAGAAAAGCCCAAAAAAGACAUUCGACUUUGCAGCCCGUGGGGAACUAUCCUUCUUUGAAAGUAUGGCCACUAUUGGAGACAUGCAUGAGGACGUCCUGGUGGAGAUUUUGUCCUACGUUCCUGCUAGGGAGUUGGUGAGAACGUGCCGAGUGGUCUGCAGGAUGUGGAAAGACUUAGUGGACGGAAUCCACAUUUGGAAGGGAAAGUGUAUUCGGGAAGGAUAUUUCAAAAAGAACGGGGAUGUCUAUCCAAAGAAUUGGAAGGUGUUUUAUUUCCUGCAAAGUUUGAAGAAGAACUUGCUUAAAAACCCUUGUGCAGAAGAAGGUUUUAAUCAUUGGACAAUUGACCAUAAUGGUGGUGAUAACUGGAAAAUAGAAGCCUUACCAGGUGGCCUUGGAUCUGCCUUUCCUGAUAGACAUAUAAAAAAUUAUUUUGUGACAUCUUAUGGCUCAUCCUGUUUGAAGACGGCAUUGGUUGACCUAGCCCUUGAGCUGGAAGCAGUUGUGAAGAAGCGAGUAGAUUUUGUGAAGAAAAGAAAUGCAGAUAAUGGCUUAUGCCAGAAAUCCCAGCUUAUUGAUCUAGUGGCAAAUGGACUGUGGGAAAAUCUGCUCGAUGAAUUUCAGCCUAAGAUUGUAGUGAGUGAUUGGUAUGCAGCAAGACGGGACUGUGGCUGUGUGUAUAGUUUGGAGGUGAAGCUGCUCUCUAAAAGUAAGACCGUCCUCAAGAGGUACAAAUCAAAGGAGAUCAAAAUCCCACAGUGGAGUGAUGCGAAAUGGAACCAGUUGACCCAUGUUUUUGAAGCCUAUGGUCGUGGUGUUCGUUUUGUUUGGUUUUCACAUAAAGGGCAGGACACACAGUUCUGGGCAGGAUGGUACGGAGUACGAGUCACCAACAGUAGUGUUACCGUAGAACCGUGAAUAUACUGAGACUAGACUCCAACUAGAUGAAGAAGACCAAAUAUUUUCCCAAACUGUAAACAAGAAACAAAAUGCCACAGAUGCUGGAAAUCUGACAAAUUUCUGGAAAGACCAGGAAAAGCCAGAAAACACUCAGCAAAUGUGGCAUCUUCUGUGAAGAGAAUAACAAUUAACAUUUCAGGAGAGUUCUGAUGCAAGACUUUAAUAUCAAUUGUGUUUCUCUCUCUGUAGAAGCUGCUCAACAUGGUGGAUGUUUUCUAACAUUUUUGUCUUUAUCAAAGGGUUUACAAAUUAUGUUUGCACCUUUGAUAUGAGAAUAUCGCUGAUUUCACUUUAUUAUUUCAUCAACUGCCAGGGGAAACUGUCACUUUUUUGAUGGUUAUUUUCUGCAGUGGGUCGAAAUAACAUGCCAUGAGAUGUCAAAAAAGGCACUGACAUGUUUAUUGCUAACUUUGAUCUGUUGAUCCCAGAGAUUCAUCUAGAACCUAGCUUCACUUGCACUGAACCGGGUAAACUGAACUGGACUGGAAAAACCUGGUCGAAAGAAGACAUGAAAGAAAGAUUGUCAGAGGAAGCUGAUCCUUUUUCAGAUUGAAGGGGAAGUGCUUCAGGCAAAUCUUAUUAAAGAUGUUGUCCCCAUUUGUGAGUGGUUUGCACUGGGUGGUCUUCCAGUUCAGACAGGUGAGUGGAAUCUCUCUUGGACCCUGAGAGCUCCAUACCUGUUAAAAGAGCUGGAAGGUUAAAUCCCUCAAACCCAGGAGCCUUCAUUGGAAAAGGAAACCAUUUCUCAGAACACUGACUACUUUUAGAAGGUUUUAAAUUUUUUCCACUGUUGCCAGCUGCAUGUUUUGAAAAAAAUAGUCCUUUCCCAUUUAUCGGCUUUGAGGUAAUGAAAGCCAGGUUGCUGUUGAAUCUGUGGGAUUGAUGUUGAGGUGUUUAAAGUUCAUGAUGUGGCCAGCACUGCUCCAUCCCUUUGCCUCCAAACACCCCCCCGUCACUCACUUUAACAAACAUGUUAAUGUAUCUUAAACGCUGGCUGGAGGAAUCUCCUGGAAUAUAGCAGCACAAUAUAGGUCCAAAUAAUUUUUUCACUUGACUUAUCAAUUCAAUUGAUAAGUGACCCAAUGUGUGUGGAAUCCAUUGUAUUUUUGAUUAAAUAGUUUCUGAUGGGAGUGUUUGUCCAUUAACACCUAUGCAUUCCAAGCUUUCUUGAACUGGGUCUCCUUUGGUCCAUUUGUUUCAACUUUGUUUGAGGCAAAUACUUUGUAUAUAAAACAGUAAACUCACUUCAGUUUCCACACGACAUACCAUUGACAUAGCUCACAGAUCUGCAUGGUUCCAUUUUGUCUCUUCCCCAUCCUCCUCUGACCACAGGAAAAGGAAAACCUUUUCCAACCACUUUUUAAUCAUGCAGAAGGUUUCACUUUCUUCAUUUUGUGAUGUUUUUGGGAUGUAGUCUCUCAGUGCUGUUCAUAAUUAAAGGUGUUUUCCUUCUGUUUGCUGCUCUUUGAACCCUUAUGUUCACCCAUUUUUUUUUCGCCACCAGUGUAAAUGGAAGGGUGGGCAGAGUGUACACAUGUUGCUGUACCACAUCUGGCAGAAAUAUCACGGACUGCAAUUUUAACCUGUGAACAUACUAUGCUUGAGAUUAACCUGCUUCAGUUGAACUGUGUUCAUACAUGCCAAAUCACCAAAUAGAGCAUUGUUAUUUUGUGAAAGAUCCAGAGGUGCUUGUUGUCAUUGUGAAAUACACAUUCAUUAAUUUCUGAGGUUACUCUGCUCUGUGAUUGGUGGACUGGAGCCAAAAAUCACAAAGCUUCUAGUCAACUGAAAUAAAAACAAAUUCGGCUUGAAACAUACUACAGGCUGGUCUCUUUAAAGGGGUGACUGUGAACUUGUCUGUCUUAUCAUACACACUGGAUUCCCGCCAUGUGGUGAACUGGAGAGGCUGACCUGAAUUAAUUCAUUGGCUCUUUUGGGCUCUUCAUGGGUACAAACAUAAAUUUGUAAAAUUGUCUUAUUUUCGUAAUUCGAGGAGCUUAAAAUCUGUGUCUAAACUUCAAUGACCAUGGUGAAAGAGCUUUUGCACUGGUGAGACCUCACUGACUGACUGUAAGGAUAUGCUGUGGGCAAUGCUGAUAACCACCAAAGCAUCAAUAUAGCUUGAUUAAGAUAAAUCAAUAGAUGUCUUUCCUUCUGAAUACGCUGUAAAUGGGCACUAUCUGUAUUUGUCUCUGUUUGAGCUCAGUUGUUUUGUGCAAAUGCCUUCUGUAAACUGUUAUUGCAGAGAUUAUAUGUAAUAAAGUAUUUGUUAAAUACUCAAAA